AUGCUGUAUACUUUAGCGGGAGGAGGCACGCUCUGCGGUCUGGCCGCCCUCGUGCUUCUCAUCGUUUCCACGGCAACCGACUUCUGGAUGCAGUAUCGAUACUCGGGGAGCUCAGCCAACCAGGGGCUGUGGAGAUUCUGCAUCAACCGCAAAUGCCAUGCCCACACCAUAACUGUCGCUUUCUGGGAUGCCACACGGGCCUUCAUGAUCCUGGCAGUGCUGAGCUGUUUCGCUGGUGUGGUGCUCGGCCUCAGCGCUUUCACUAACGGCACCAAGAACAGGAGGGUCCGCACAGGCGGCAUCGCCCUGGUCCUGUCAGGUUUCCUUGCUCUGCUAGCUUUGGCGAUUUACACCGGAGUGACUGUCACUUUCUUUGGCAAACGCUUCUUGGACUGGCGCUUUUCCUGGUCCUACAUCAUUGGCUGGGUGGCCAUCAUUCUGGCUUUCGCAGCAGGUGUGUUUCAGCUCUGUGCUUACCAGCGGACCACUGCAGAACCUCCUCCUACAAAUACCCCGGACAGCUGA
Messenger RNA from Xiphias gladius (swordfish), 525 nucleotides. RefSeq names its product lens intrinsic membrane protein 2.2 (gene lim2.2). The record is from RefSeq and is a predicted model, not a curated record. The transcript is spliced from 4 exons. Lineage: Eukaryota; Metazoa; Chordata; Actinopteri; Istiophoriformes; Xiphiidae. Gene Ontology annotation, cellular component: plasma membrane. Gene Ontology annotation, molecular function: structural constituent of eye lens. The coding region runs from base 1 to 525 and encodes 174 amino acids.